Pungitius pungitius (ninespine stickleback) is the source of this 1634-nucleotide messenger RNA. Its product is annotated as axonemal dynein light intermediate polypeptide 1-like. Gene Ontology annotation, molecular function: dynein heavy chain binding. The coding region runs from base 227 to 763 and encodes 178 amino acids. The record is from RefSeq and is a predicted model, not a curated record. The transcript has 6 exons. Gene Ontology annotation, cellular component: filopodium; axoneme. NCBI's taxonomy places the organism in Eukaryota, Metazoa, Chordata, Actinopteri, Perciformes, Gasterosteidae.
GAGCAGUGUCCCCUCCACGGGGGGCCCGGGGGGCAUCGCCGUCACCCGGCCGUUUUCCAGGGAGGUCCAGACCCGCGGGCACAGCAGCACUGGGAACCAGAGGAGGCACAAAAUAAAGGCAGGCGGAGACACGGGGAGAUGUCGAAAGCCAAAAGCAGCAGCCGCUGAUUCCCAGAGGCUGGGAAGUCGGGAGAUCCUCAACUUCAUCUUUCCACCAAGGGAGUUGAUGAGUGGAAACAAGCUGUGGGUGCAGCAGGUGACCAUUGCGCCUUGCACCACAAGAGACGUCAUUUGCCUCAAGGAACAGCUGGAGAUGAAGCUGCAGCAGUCGCUGGCCAUGGAAGUAGGACUCUGUCCUCAGCGCAGAGGGCUCUAUUCCCAGUGCUUCGAUGAGCUGAUCAGACAGAUUACCAUCAACUGCACUGAGAAGGGUUUGUUGCUCCUGAGGGUCAGAGAUGAUGUUCGAAAGACGUUUGCUGCCUACCAGAAACUGUUUGAGAGCGGCUACGCUUUUGGAAUGAGGAAAGCCUUGCAGGCUGAGGUGGACAAGAAGGACAGGAGACAAACGAUAUCUGAUCUGGAGGAGGAGAAUGAAGAGCUGAAAAAUGAAGUGAACAAGCUCAGAGCUUUGAAUGAAACUACUGAAAAGAGAAACAACGAAAGUAGGCGAGUGAAGAAUAAGGAGCGCAAUGAAGAGAUUAAGUUACUGGAGAAAUCCAACAAGCAGCUCAAGAAACAACUGGAAGGGAUGAUUGAAGCAUAGAAUACAUACACAUAUACACAUAAACAUACAUACUGUAUAUACACAUAUAUACACACACACACGCAUAUAUAUACAAACAUGUAUAUAUAUAUAUAUAUAUAUAUAUGAACCAAAUCCUCCUCACUGAACUCAUUGAUCUCAACAAAUGGAUUUUGCCAAAGUUCUGUCUCACAGAAGGUCGUGAGCUGCUCCUCCCUCCUCUGCUGCUGCUCGUGUUCCCUCGACAUGCCACCCGGAUGGUUAGGCUGUUCAGAUAUGAUACCGUUAUAUUGUUUAAUCCUGAUGAAAUAAACAGCUAUGUUAACUGGAGUCAGAGCACUUUUAAGUAUAUCCGAGCCAUCUCUCAUCAGUGAUGUCACUGUGCAUGGAGGCGGUGCAGUGAUUUCUAACCAAUAGAGGGCAGCAACAGUGAGUGAGUUUCCAUCGGUGUCACAGCUCUGCAAGGGGAGGAUUUCACCUCCUUGAUCAUCGCAGCAGCAGCAGCCCUGCCUCUCUCACAGCGUCCUGCAUCAGCUGUCUCUAGUGGAUCUGAUCACCUGAUCACUUUUCCAGAGGUUAAAGGUUUGAUGACUUCAUGCAGUCGUUAUAGCAUCCAGCGCUGAGGGUAAAACAGUGCAAUUCAGGCCUUCUAUGUGGCACCAUGAUGAGGCCUGCAUUACAAUAUGGGGAAUAUGUUUUUUUGUAGUUGUUAAAACAAAUACCAGCUUUGCGAUAUCUAUUAGAUGCAAUAAUGUCAAACCCAGAGCUAAAAUAAAUAUGUUUUACUUCUUUUUACUAACGUUAUUCUCGUUUCAGCUUUACAGCCUCUCUGCUUUGCCCUGCCAGCCGUAAGCUGCUUAAUUUAGGUCCUUUUAAUCAUUUAGUCCCGUUC